CCGUGGCAGCGUGGGCAGUCCAGAUUCUGAGAGAAGCUUCAUUUUUUGGGUAGAAGACCAGGAAAGAAAGCUGCUUUGAGUAGAAGAAAGAGUUCUGGAGAUAAGAGAGCUGAAGAGUUGAGAACUGUCAGUUCAAAAGGACACUGAAGCUUUAGACACAAGAAUGGCUUGGAAGAGAAACAAGGCUGAGAGAACACGAAGGUUAAGCACAUGGAAAUUUGUUUGGCAACUCUUUUUACAUCACAGUUUCCAUUACUUGCUCCCACAAACUGGGGUUUAUCUGAUUGUGUGGUAGAUGGAAACCUCAGGAUAAAAUUCAAUGGCUGAAGGUUGAGUGAAAUUUAUCCUGGCCGUGGUUAUGAAGAGGUCCCAGAAAUCUUGGAUUGAAGGAGUGUUCAACAAGAGAGAGUGUAACAAAAUCAUACCCAGCUCUAAAGACCCUCACAGAUGCACUGCAGGAUGUCAAGUCUGUCAGAAUUUAAUCAGGUGUUACUGUGGACUAUUGAUUGGAGACCAUCAUGGGAUAGAUUAUGCUCGGACAGUCUCAGCUGCCAGCGGUAGUGAAGAUGAACAAUGGUCUGUUGAAAAGCACACCACGAAAAGCCCUACAGAUACCUUUGGCACAAUUAACUUCCAACAUGGAGAGCACAUCCACCACUCCAAGUAUAUUAGAACUUCUUAUGACACAAAGUUGGAUCAUCUAUUACAUUUAAUGUUGAAAGAGUGGAAGAUGGAACUGCCAAAGCUGGUGAUCUCCGUCCAUGGUGGUAUCCAGAACUUCAAGAUGCCCUCAAAACUUAAAGAGAUCUUCAGUCAAGGUUUGGUCAAAGCUGCAGAGACGACAGGAGCAUGGAUAAUAACUGAAGGCAUUAAUUCAGGCGUGUCCAAACACGUUGGGGAUGCCCUGAAAGCCCAUUCCUCGCAGUCCUUGAGAAAAAUCUGGACAGUUGGAAUCCCUCCUUGGGGUGUCAUUGAGAAUCGGAAAGAUCUUAUUGGAAGAGAUGUAGUGUGCCUGUACCAGACUCUGGGAAACCCCCUCAGCAAGCUCACAACACUCAACUGCAUGCACUCCCACUUCAUCCUGUCUGAUGAUGGUACUGUGGGGAGGUAUGGCAAUGAGAUGAAGCUCAGGAGGAACCUGGAAAAGUACCUCUCUCUGCAGAAGAUACACAGUUGCUCUGGACAAGGCGUGCCCGUGGUGGGGCUGGUGGUGGAAGGUGGUCCCAAUGUCAUCCUCUCAGUGUGGGAGACUGUGAAAGACAAAGACCCAGUCGUGGUGUGCGAAGGCACAGGCAGGGCUGCUGACCUCCUGGCCUUCACCCACAAACACUUAGCAGAUGAAGGGACCCUGCGUCCUCAGGUGAAGGAGGAGAUCAUCUGCAUGAUGCAGAACACCUUCAACUUUAGUCUUAAGCAGUCCAAGCACCUUUUCCAAAUUCUGAUGGAGUGUAUGGUGCACAGGGAUUCUAUAACCAUCUUUGAUGCUGAUUCUGAGGAGUCACAGGACCUUGAUUUAGCAAUCCUAACAGCUCUGCUAAAGGGCACGAAUUUAUCAGCAUCAGAACAAUUGAAUCUGGCAAUGGCUUGGGACAGAAUGGACAUUGCCAAGAAACAUAUCCUAAUUUAUGGACAACAUUGGAAGCCUGGCUCUCUGGAACAAGCAAUGUUAGAUGCCUUGGUGAUGGAUCGAGUUGAUUUUGUGAAGCUCUUAAUAGAGUAUGGAGUGAACCUCCAUCGCUUUCUUACCAUCUCCCGACUGGAAGAGCUCUAUAAUACAAAACAAGGACCAACCAAUAUGCUCUUGCAUCAUCUUGUCCAAGAUGUAAAACAGCAUACCCUUCUCUCAGGCUAUAGGAUAACGCUGAUUGACAUUGGAUUGGUAAUAGAAUACCUUAUUGGUGGAGCAUAUCGCAGCAGCUACACUAGAAAAAAUUUCAGAGCCCUCUACAACAACCUCUACAGAAAACAUAAGCAAAUGACUACUCUCACUCAAAGCCUGUCCCAGCCUGCUCUUCACCGAAGAUGCCGCUCAGGAAAUAGAAAGGAGUCUACAGAGAGCACCCUGCAUUCCCAGUUCAUUAGAACUGCCCAACCUUACCAAGUCAAGGAAAAGUCUGUAGCCCUUCAUAAAUCAAGGAAGAAGUCAAAAGAAGAACAAAAUAUAUCAGAUGACCCUGAUUCUACUGGCUUUAUUUAUCCUUAUAAUGACCUGCUGGUGUGGGCUGUGCUCAUGAAAAGGCAGAAGAUGGCCAUGUUCUUCUGGCAGCAUGGUGAGGAGGCCACGGUCAAGGCAGUGAUUGCUUGUAUCCUCUACCGAGCAAUGGCCCGGGAAGCCAAGGAGAGCAACAUGGUGGAUGAUGCCUCCGAAGAACUGAAAAAUUACUCAAAACAGUUUGGCCAGCUUGCCCUGGAUGUGUUGGAGAAGGCCUUCAAACAGAAUGAAAGGAUGGCCAUGAAACUGUUGACCUACGAACUCAAAAACUGGAGCAAUUCUACCUGUUUGAAGCUGGCUGUUUCUGGAGGGUUGAGGCCCUUCGUUUCACAUACUUGUACCCAAAUGCUACUAACUGAUAUGUGGAUGGGGCGUCUGAAAAUGAGGAAAAACUCUUGGUUAAAGAUCAUCAUCAGUAUUCUUUUCCCACCUGCCAUUUUGACACUGGAGUUUAAAAGCAAAGCGGAGAUGUCGCAUGUCCCACAGUCCCAGGACUUUACAUGGUAUAAUGGUGACCAGAACGCCGGCACUCCCAAAGAAAGUUCUUCUCAGAAAGACCGUGAUUUGGAAAGGGGACCUGAUGAGAAAACAGAUGAAAGUCAGCACUUUGAUUUAAAGAGUGGGCCCCAAACCCUUCCUUGGACCAGGAAAGUCUAUGAGUUCUACAAUGCUCCAAUUGUCAAGUUUUGGUUUUAUACGAUGGUGUACUUGGCAUUCCUUAUGCUGUUCACUUACACCGUGUUGGUGGAGAUGCAGCCCCAGCCCAGCAUGCAAGAGUGGCUCGUUAUUAUCUAUAUCUUCACCAACGCCAUUGAGAAGGUCAGGGAGGUCUGUAUUUCAGAACCUGGGAAAUUUACUCAAAAGGUGAAAGUAUGGAUUAGCGAGUACUGGAACCUAAUGGAAACUGUGGCUAUUGGUCUGUUUUUGGUGGGAUUUGGCUUUCGGUGGGGUGACCCACCUUUCUACACAGCAGGAAGACUGAUAUACUGCAUCAACAUCAUAUUCUGGUUCUCACGGCUCCUAGACUUCUUUGCUGUGAAUCAACAUGCAGGUCCCUAUGUGACCAUGAUUGCAAAAAUGACAGCAAACAUGUUCUACAUUGUGAUCAUCAUGGCCAUCGUCCUCCUGAGCUUUGGAGUGGCACGUAAAGCCAUCCUUUCACCAAAGGAGCCCCCAUCCUGGACCCUCGCCCGAGAUAUCGUAUUUGAGCCAUACUGGAUGAUAUAUGGAGAAGUCUAUGCUUCAGACAUAGAUGUUUGUUCAAGCCAGCCAUCCUGCCCUCCUGGUUCUUUUCUUACUCCAUUCCUGCAAGCUGUCUACCUCUUCGUGCAAUAUAUCAUCAUGGUGAACCUGUUGAUUGCUUUCUUCAAUAACGUUUACAUAGAUCUGAAAUCCAUUUCAAAUAACCUGUGGAAAUACAAUCGCUAUCGUUACAUCAUGACCUACCAUGAGAAGCCUUGGCUGCCCCCACCUUUUAUCCUGCUGAGUCACAUUGGUCUCCUGCUUCGUCAUCUUUGCCAGCACCAAACUCCAAAUGACCAAGAAGAGGGUGAUGUUGGAUUAAAACUCUACCUAAGUAAGGAGGAUCUGAAAAAACUUCACGAUUUUGAAGAACAGUGUGUGGAAAAGUACUUCCACGAGAAGAUGGACGAUCUGAACAGUAGUUGUGAGGAACAAAUCCGAGUGACAUCAGGAAGGGUUACUGAGAUGUACUUCCAACUGAAAGAAAUGAAUGAAAAGGUGUCUUUCAUAAAGGAGUCCUUAUUGUCUUUGGACAGCCAGGUGGGACACCUGCAGGAUCUCUCUGCCCUGACAGUGGAUACUUUAAAAGUCCUUUCUGCGGUUGACACCUUACAAGAAGAUAAGGCUCUCCUGGCCAACAGAAAGCAUUCUACUUGCAGAAAACUUCCCCACAGCUGGAGCAAUGUCAUCUGUGCAGAGGUUCUGGGCAGCAUGCCACUCUCUGAGAAGAAGAAGUAUCAGUGUUACAGCAUGCCCCCUUCUUUGCUGAGGAGCCUGGCCAGAGGCUGGUAUCCCCCACGAGGACAGAAAGGACCCUUUCUUGAGAUUACAGAUCAAGAGACUUCAAAUGUAAGAGAUGACCAAGGAGAGCAAGACAUGGAAAAUCGUGUCGUUGCUUCUGGGGUGAUGCUGAACAGACACGCACACCCAAAGUAUGGCCAAUAUCUCCUGGUCCCGUCUUAUCUAGAACAAGUUUCUUAUUCUGCAAAAACUGACUUGCCUCUGUCCAGACCAUCUGCGGAAGCACGAACAGAUGGGCUGACAACUGAACACUUCAGGCAGGCUGAGGUCCCUGUUCACCUCAUGUGGCAGACUCCGGGUGUCUCAGCCCAGGGCACCAUGGUGGAAACCAAGGAGCAGGGUGAGUCACUUGCUCAGAUACCAGCCAGACCAGAUGAGGGGGAACACGUGCUCCCUGCUUUGAUUUGCCCACCUGCACCCACGAGAGUGACCUCCCUCCCUUCCCAAGUCAAGAGCAUGGAAUCUGGAGGUGGAUAUGUGAACUGGGCGUUUUCAGAAGGUGAUGAAACUGGUGUGUUUAGCCCCAAGAAACAAUGGCAAACCAGCGUGGCCUCCACUUGUAACCAUGACUCCAGACAGAGUGAACAUGGCCGGAGGCAGAUCCGGGGCAGAUCCCUGUCUGAUAACUCGGCAAGAUUGGCCCAGAGGGAUUGCUCAGAAGUACUUCCAUGGCUCCAGCCAAACACAUCCUUUCGAAUCAGUCUGCUUCGGACAGAUAAGCCCUUCACUGGGAAUCAGAGCUUGAGAUUACACAAGGAGGAGAAGCUGAAGAUCUCUAAGAUUAAAAAUCUAUCAAAAUUCUCAGAGAUAGGACAGUCAAAAUGGAUCAAAACAAAAUUGCUAACCAAGGAUAGGAAACUGUCAAAGAAAAAGAAGAAAACACAAGGACUACAGGUGCCAGUCAUAACAGUCAACUCCUGCUCUCAAAGUGACCAAUUGAACCCAGAGCCCGGAGAAAAUAAGAUCUCAGAAGCACAGAAGGGCAGCAAGAACUGGAUUCCAGUGUCCAAAUUUAGUCAGAUAAGUCUAGAAUCUUACAUAUAUCAGAAAAUGAAAACUAAAGAAGCUGAACGACAUCCUGUGCAAGCCAGUGGCUAUGUAAGGCAGUCUCAAGAGGAUCUUAGCAAAAGCUCUUUGUGGGAUUCCAGGAGCACCACAGUCAAUAGGAAGUCUCAGUUGAGAAGUUCAAAUGGAGUUAACAAAAUCUCAGCCUCCUUAAAAAGCCCUCAAGAGCCUCACCAUCAUUAUUCAGCCAUUGAAAGGAACAAUUUAAUGAGGCUUUCUCAGACCAUACCAUUUACACCAAUCCAACUGUUUGUAGGAGAAGAAGUAACGGUCUACAGGCUGGAGGAGAGUUCCCCCUUGAAUCUGGAUAAAAGCAUGUCUUCUUGGUCCCAGCGGGGGAGAUCUGCUAUGAUCCAGGUGUUGUCCCAGGAGGAGAUGGAUGGUGGCCUCCGCAAAGCCAUGAGAGUCAUUAGCACCUGGUCUGAGGAUGACAUCCUCAAGCCAGGGCAGGUUUUCAUCGUGAAGUCCUUUCUUCCUGAGGUUGUGCAGACGUGGCAGGAAAUCUUCCAGGAGAGUACUGUGCUUCAUCUUUGCCUCAGGGAAAUUCAACAACAAAGAGCUGCUCAAAAGCUGAUCUAUACCUUCAACCAAGUAAAACCACAAACCAUUCCUUACACUCCAAGGUUCCUGGAAGUUUUCUUAAUUUACUGCCAUUCAGCCCAGCAGUGGUUGACCAUCGAGAAGUAUAUGACGGGGGAGUUCCGGAAGUACAACAACAACAAUGGUGAUGAAAUUGCCCCCAGCAACACCUUGGAGGAGCUGAUGUUGGCUUUCUCUCACUGGACCUAUGAGUAUACUCGGGGAGAGCUGCUGGUUUUAGAUUUGCAAGGUGUUGGAGAAAAUUUGACAGAUCCAUCUGUAAUAAAACCUGAAGACAAACAAUCAAGAGGAAUGGUGUUUGGACCAGCCAACUUAGGGGAAGAUGCAAUUAGAAGCUUCAUUGCAAAACAUCGUUGCAACUCCUGCUGCCGGAAGCUCAAACUCCCGGACUUAAAAAGAAAUGACUACUCUCCUGGAAGGAUAAGUUCUGCCUUUGGACUUGAGAUCAAAAUAGAACCAGCUGAGGAGACUCCAGCGGGCGAAGAGGGUAGUAAUUCUCCAGAGGACCUCACACGAUUGUAAAAAAAAAAAAAAAAAACAGAACAGAAGUAAGAAGAUGACAGCCUUUGCCCUGCCUUCCAUGAACUCUAUGGUAACAUAGAUUGGGGAUAUAACAUUGAUGAUGUCAGAGCCUCUGCCAGAACGGCCUUACCCCGAGGGCCUUCUGGGACAUGCCUUCCGAGUCUCAGGUCUCUCUUGUCCAAGGACUUCCCUGUUGUUUGAUGAAUGGGUUUUCCUAGACAUUGACCCUUGUGCAGGGUUCAUCAUGCCCAAGUUGCACAGGAAGACAUUUGGAUGAAUCAACUGGGAAAGCUGCUCCUUCAUACCUCAUUCCUUGGUGCAGAAUGCUGGGCACUUAAAAGAACCAGACAGAUUAAUUUAUUUUCUCACUCUGUGUGCAGACUCUAACCUCCACUGCUAUUCAUCACCUAACCCCCAUAUUGUAUUUAUGUAUAUAGUUGUACAUAAAAAAGUCACUUGACUUCCUCCUCUCUCCUUUCCAGCAGCAUAGGGCUUUAUAUAGUGACAGAAGGGAAAACAAUAGAGAGAAGGUGUACUUGCACAGACUGGAGGAUGCUCCUGCACAAACCAGUCAGUGAAAAGGUAGCAUCCUAGUGCUAUCUACUGAGUUUGAGUAUCAUCAGUGGAUCAUAUAAUCACUGGGCAUUUCAGGUUUCUCUAGAAGAGAGGAAAGGGAAAUCUAAGACAAAUGCCCUAGCAUUUUCUUUUUUUUUUUAAGGGAACAAGAAUAUAUAAAACGAGCAAUUAUUAAGAAAUGUUUUCCCUUCCCUUAAGCUCAGGGACACUAUUGGUUAGAGAGUUGAGUAAGCCAACCUCUUAAGAAUUACUCCCUUUUUUCAAAGCUGGGUAUAUAAUAUUACAAGCUGAAUUACUCUAUGUCAGGUCAUAUACGUAAAGAUGGGGUUUCUGAAUGAAAACCUGCUUUGAACAUUUUGAUUCAUUGCAGUGCAGAGUUCUGGUGGCUUCAAGAGUGCUGGAGUGUAUAGUUUAAGUAUGGCCUGAACACAUGUGAUCAGUUUCAGAAGCCUGAAGAAAGGGUCCCUGGAAGCCACACUGUACAACAUGUUUGGGCAAUCAGUCAUCCCUCUUUCACACUUAUCAAGGGUCACCCUACCUCAGAACAAGCACAAACUGUUCCCCCAAGGAGGACUUGAAGGGCUGGAUACCUCCCCCCGCCACCCCCCCAUCUCCUUUCCUCAUUAAAAAGCAUUCCAAUCUAUCAGCAACAAGCCUCCUGGGGCUUGAAAUUUUCACCUUAUCCUUACCGUUAGCCCUUACAUUAGCUGGCUUCCUUUCAGAUCAGUGCUCCUGUAUUCCUAGGUUAUACUGUGGGGAAAUGUUGCCCAAAGCUAGGGGGAUGGGAAGCCAAGGGUUUGGUUUGCCAAGGAUAGUGUAUGAUUUUUGUGAGAUGCAUGAUGGCUGAUUUACAGCCCCUUUACUUUGGUCUUGGGGGUGGUGGGAGGUGGGAAAUCUGGGUGAUUUCUUGAUUGGCAAUGAGGAUAAAUUGUUAAUGCUUCUUCAUAGCUUAACUGCUUUAUCCUGUUAUGAAAAUCAACAAGAGAUCUGUUGGUACUCACUUCAGAGCCGUGUUCAACUAUGGAAAGAGGCAAUUUUCAUAUCCAAGGCCAUACUAGAAAGCAUUAAUUCAUUGGUCAAAUAUCUGUUACCUGGAAUGGAACUUGAAAAAAUACAUUUUGAUUUUUCUUUUCUGUGUUGUGGUUUUGUGUCUCUCUUUUUAAGAAAAUAUCACCAGAAUAGCAUUUUAAAAAGAUGAAACCCUGGACAAAGGUCACCAUGGGAUAGCUGACAGGAAAAUACCAAUGUGAUAAUCAUGACUUUGAUUCAUGACCACAAAUGAAUGAAUUCAUUCAUUUGGUUAAUUUUAUUCAACAGGUAUUUAUUAAGUGCCUUCUCUGUAAUGUGUAAGAGAUGAGGGUGCAGUGCACAUAACAUUUCUUUGCCCUUAAAAAGUGGCAUGUCUUAUAUUUCUUUCUGUUUUGGUGGUUGUUCCAGGUUUGGAUUUCUGGUGAGUGCUGAAAAAUUUGACUUUUGGGGGAGUGUUGGACGCAGAGAUGUGUCCCAUAUUCUAUCUGCCAGUGAGCAGUAGGUUUAGACUGGGAUAUGAGAAUUAGGGCAAAUGAAAAGACAUAGCUGGGAUGGUUUUAGGAACCAUUGAGGAAAAAUGGACUGCAUCAUCCUUAUAGGAGCCCUAAGCCCAUCUCACAGAUGGCAUCUGAAUCUGGGGACCAGAGAAACAGCUAGGUUCUUGGGAGUCCUUCCUGAAGGCAUCCUGAGCACAGGCAUUCCCUUCUUGGGGCUGUGUGUUCCUAGGAUAACUUCUGCCCCAUGACAUCUUAAAGCUUCUAGUAAUAACUCUGGGGAGUGAGAUCAGAUAUAGUUUUGGGUCUUUCUCACCAUGCUAUUUUCUGUGGCCUUGCUAAACAAGUUCUGGGUGACUAAAACUUCCCUAACAGCCAUUUAAUGAAAAGUUGAAAAAAAAUUUUUGUUGUUGCUGUUUGUUAUUGUUUUAGAUGAGAUCACUCACACUCCAGAAGUCAGGACAUAGAUGUUCCCGUCGUGGCUUGUAGCCUUUCUCCAUCAGUCACCAGCAUCUACCACAAAGCUUGGCAUGUAAUAAGCUUUCAACUUUAUUUGUUGAAAGAAAUAAUAAAACCUUCACGUGAUAAUGGAUUUCAUUUACUAGUUAACAAAUCAGAUUUGCAUUUUUAAUCUAGAAGGGAAUGAUUACCAAUUCCUUAAGACCCAACACAAUUCUUUUGAUCUCUCUCUGUUUUAAUUUUCCAGGAAAUAGCUUUUAACAACCUACACCUUGUCUAUUGAAUUCUCAACCAGUUCUUGCCCUUAUCGUCAUGGCAAUAAUACCAGACUACCAUCCUUCUUACUGGUGACUAUUGAAAUGAGAUGAUAACUUCCCAGAAACUGCCUAGAAAUAAUCAUCACUUUAUUACCCUUUGAAAAGAAGAUUGAUAGAAAAGUCAUUUGAAAGAUGGUUCAUUACCAUGCCCUAGUACGAUUUCUUUACUCACAUCUCUCCAAAGCAUGAGAAAGGAAGGAUUAUUCUCUGAGGUCGGAAUUUGAAGGCUGUGUGUUUGCCUCUUUGAAGUCUUGGUAUUUAAUUUUCUGUAGUCAUUUCUUGGGCAAUUUUCUAAGAAACUAGUUGAAGCUAAUUUAUCAUAAGUUAAAGUCAAAUGACAGAAAAGAUUUUUUUCCCCCUUAACAGCAUUUUAUUCCACAGAGGUUAGCUUCUGAAGGAAAAUGAGACUUAAAUAGCAUUUCAAAUCUCCAGCCACAUGGGUGGGUACACAGAAUAGAAAGGGUUCUGGAAGCCACACUGUUUUUUUUAUUUAGCACAGUUAUUAUUUUGUGAGUUUUCUUCCUAGACCUUGAUGUACAGAUAAAGUAUAUUUUAGUGACAUGCCCUCCUAAAAAUAAUUAGUGAAGUUGCUUAAUUUUUCAAAAGGAACUUUAAGUCCUCAAGGGAUAACAACCCUUGAUCUCUAUCACUGGCAGAUUUGGUUUAAUUUUAUAUAUUUCUUUUAACCUUUCUUUUAGUCCGUAACUCUGAAAUGAGGAUGAGAUACUUACCUUUUCAAACAGAGGUGAACAAUAACGAGAGAGCAUUUAUAAAGUCCUUUGAGAAUCUCAUUUAAAAGCCUUCUUGUGAGCAUGGGAUCCAGUUCAAUAAAUAAUAAGGGGCUUUCAUUUUUGAUAUUAUGUGAUCAUUAUUUAAUGUUUACAGAGGAUGCUCAGUGGACUUGUUCUAGUAUAAACACAAAAGUGGUUUCUGCUGUUUCUCUUUCCAAGGGGAAAAAGCUCAUUGCUCCCUUUUUAUUUUCAAGCUUAAUUAAGUGGUUCAAAAUCAUGAUGUUCACCAUUUCACAGUGUCUCCUACUUAUUUUCUUUUUGAUGGAUUUGGGUUUACACAGCCAAAGUCUUUGGCCACCUUCUGCCCAAAGAAAGCCUUCCAGGAUAAGUAAAGCCCAAAUCUGGUACCAUCAUUGAUGAUAUUUUUAAGAAUGAAAAAAGAGCAGGUUUAGAAUCUUGGUAUUUGUAAGGCCUGAUGUUUUAUAAAAAAAUUAAUUAAUGCUGAUUUAGAUUUUGUCAGUAUAGGGCUGUUUAGUAAUAGGAAAAUUCUGGCCUAUGGCUUGUACAUCUUUUAGUAACUAACUUCCUUCAGCAUUCUCAUCUUCCCCUAGUGGUUUUGUUCAUUUGUUUGUUUCACUUUGAACCUUUACAAAUUCCAUCUGCUACUAAUAAUCAGAAAGUUCAUGCAAUUGUUAUGGUAGAAAACCUUUGGCUAAUGACUGUCCCAAUGUGGACAUAAUAAUAACUGCCUUUCAUUGGAGGAAUUUGGGGGGAAUCAUCAUUGGUAUCAUGUGAUUGCACUUUGGCUUGUAAUGAAUCUCUUUCUUUGUUCCGUAUUGGUCACCAGUAAGAGGUCACAGAACCUCAGGAUGCUUUCGUAACCUAAAGAAAUCCUUGGUGUGUGUUCUGGGUUGAAUCGUGUCUCCCCAAAUUUCAUGUGUGGAAAUCCUAACCCCAGGUACCUUGGAAUAUAAUUGUAUUUGGAAAUAAGGUAUUUACAGAGGUAAUAAAGUUUAAGUGGGAUUA
Cervus elaphus (red deer) is the source of this 11074-nucleotide messenger RNA. It is a transcript of the gene TRPM6, whose product is annotated as transient receptor potential cation channel subfamily M member 6. The record is from RefSeq and is a predicted model, not a curated record. The transcript is spliced from 41 exons. NCBI's taxonomy places the organism in Eukaryota, Metazoa, Chordata, Mammalia, Artiodactyla, Cervidae. Gene Ontology annotation, biological process: protein tetramerization; protein phosphorylation; monoatomic cation transmembrane transport. The coding region runs from base 359 to 6442 and encodes 2027 amino acids. Gene Ontology annotation, molecular function: monoatomic cation channel activity; protein serine/threonine kinase activity; ATP binding. Gene Ontology annotation, cellular component: apical plasma membrane.